GCAAAACACAGCGCAAUUCUUGUGAACAUUCUCUCUUUUUUAUUUUCAUUCUCCACCCUCGUGAUGAGCUCACAGGGUCAUGUCGUUUUCUCUUCUCAAUGCACCAAUAUCCAAAUCCAUAUCCUACCCUUCUUUUCUUCAUGAACAAGUAGUAUAGCUAGCUAGAUAUACCUUCUUCAACCUUAACACCCCAAAAGCUCUCUUGAUCCGUUAAAACUGGGAAAUACAGAGGAAUCUCGACAAUAUUGUCCAUUUGAUGGCGAAGUUUCCCACGUUGGUUUUCUCGUUCCUUGCCGGUUUUUUAUGCUUUCUGAUUCAAAACUGCAAUGGAUACAACGGUAACAACAUUGCCGCUCAACUCAACGACGACGUUUUAGGCCUCAUCGUCUUCAAAUCAGACGUACAAGACCCUUUUUCCCAUCUCUCUUCAUGGAACGAAGAUAAUGACUCCCCAUGUUCAUGGAAGUUCGUUCGGUGCAACCAGAAAACCGGCCGAGUUUCGGAGCUUUCACUAGACGGCUUAGGCUUAUCUGGUAAGGUUGGAAGAGGCCUUGAGAAGUUACAGUUUCUCAAGGUACUGUCCCUCUCAGGAAACAAUCUCAGAGGUGAUAUUAGCUCAAAGCUUUCUCUUCCUUAUGAUAGCCUUGAAGUACUUAACCUUAGCCGAAACAAACUUUCGGGUCGAAUCCCAGCUUCGUUUAUGGACAUGAAAUCUAUUAGAGUUGUUGAUAUUUCCGAGAAUUCAAUCUCAGGACCUCUUCCUGAUACCAUGUUUGGUCCCUGUCUUUCUCUGCAUCAUCUUUCUUUGGCUGGGAAUUUGCUUGAGGGAUCAAUACCUCAAACACUGUUCAAAUGCCUCUCUUUGAAUAGUCUCAACAUUUCCAGUAAUCGAUUUUCUGGAAACCUGGAAUUCGUUUCCGGGUUUUGGUUGUUGGAGAGGAUUCGAACUUUGGAUCUCUCUAAAAAUUUCUUUUCCGGGUCGGUUCCAGAAGGGAUAUCAGCUUUGCAUUACUUGAAACAGUUUUCAGUACAAGAAAACCACUUGUCUGGCUCAUUACCUUCAGAUAUAGGACUCUGUACACACUUAACCAGAAUCGAUUUCAGCAGCAAUCAACUCUCCGGGACAUUUCCGGAGUCAUUACGGAGACUAAACUCAUUGACCCUUUUCAACAUAGCAGACAAUAUGUUGAGUGGUGUUAUCCCUCAAUGGAUUGGUGAGUUGAGGAAUCUGGAGUCAUUGGAUUUGUCCAAGAAUGACUUUACCGGAAGCCUCCCUUCAUCAAUGGGUGACUUGAACUCACUUAACCACUUGACUUUAUCUAAUAACAAGCUCAUUGGAACCAUUCCAAGCACAAUCGGUGACUUGACCAAAUUAUCAGUAAUCAAAUUGAAGGGCAACAGCUUCAAUGGGAGUAUACCAGAGAGUUUGUUCAAUCUAGCUUUGGCAGAAGUCGAUUUUUCAGAGAACCAAUUCACAGGUCCGAUUCCAACUGGUUCAACUUCGAGUACUAGGCUUUUUGAAAGUCUCCGUUUUCUGGAUUUGUCAAUGAACAACAUACAAGGAACUAUACCAGCUGAAAUGGGACUUUUCUCCCGCUUGGAGUACUUGAAUUUGUCUUGGAACAAUCUUAAAUCCAGGAUCCCACCUGAGCUCGGAUUGUUUCGAAACCUUACAGUAUUGGAUCUAAGAAGUAGUGGCUUGCUUGGUUCUAUCCCAGGAGACAUAUGUGAUUCAGGAAGCUUGGACAUUCUUCAACUCGAUGGAAACUCACUAAGUGGUCAGAUUCCUUGUGAGAUUGGAAAUUGUUCAUCUCUCUCCUUGCUGAGCUUGUCCCACAACAACAUAAGUGGUCCAAUUCCGAAGUCCAUUUCAAAGAUCAACAAACUCAAGAUGCUAAAUUUGGAGUUCAACCAACUAAGUGGAGAAAUCCCAAUGGAGCUUGGAAAACUACCAUAUCUCCUAUCAGUUAAUGUCUCUUACAACAGGCUGAUUGGGAGGCUUCCAGUUGGGGGUAUAUUCCAGAGCCUAGACCAAAGCUCUUUGCUAGGUAACUUGGGAAUUUGCUCACCGUUGUUAAAAGGUCCAUGUAAAAUGAAUGUGUCGAAACCUCUAGUCCUUGACCCAAAUGCAUACGAUACUCAAAUUGAUGGUCGUGGUCAUCAGAAACAGAAUCCAACUGAAUCCUCACAGUUCAUAUCAAAAUCGCAUAAAAGCCGAAUGUUCCUCAGUGUAUCUGCCAUUGUCGCGAUUUCAGCUGCAUCCCUGAUCCUUAUUGGAGUAAUUGUCAUUAGUCUUCUCAACAUAUCUGCCAGAAAAAGACUGGCUUUUGUGGAAGAAGCCUUGGAAAGUAUGUGCUCUAGCUCUUCUAGAUCCGGGGCAAGUCUAGCUGUAGGAAAACUUGUUCUUUUCGAUUCAAGAUUUUCCGAAGAGAUUGGAGAUCUUCUGUCUCUACUCAGUAAGGCCUCUGAGAUAGGAGAAGGAGUGUUUGGAACUGUCUACAAAGUCGCCUUGUGUGAUCACCAAGAAAGAGCAGAGUUAGCUAUUAAGAAGCUUGUCACCUCAAACAUAAUCCAGUACCCUGAAGAUUUUGAUCGCGAAGUGAGAAUCUUGGGAAAAGCAAAACAUCCCAAUUUAGUAUCCUUACAAGGGUAUUACUGGACUCCACAAGUUCAGCUCCUGGUAACUGAGUACGCUUCCAAUGGCAGCCUACAAUCCAAACUCCAUGAAAGACUUUCUUCAGUUGAGCCUCUUACAUGGCCUCAAAGAUUCAAAAUUUUGGUUGGAACGGCCAAAGGGUUGGCUCAUCUCCACCACUCAACCCGUCCUCCCAUAGUUCACUACAAUUUGAAGCCGAGUAACAUACUGCUUGACCAAAACUUAAAUCCGAAAAUCUCUGAUUUUGGGCUAGCUAGGCUGCUAACAAAGCUGGACAAGCAUGUGAUAAGCAACCGGUUUCAAAGCGCAUUAGGCUACGUUGCACCGGAGCUGGCUUGCAAAAGCCUCAGGGUGAACGAGAAGUGUGAUGUUUAUGGCUUCGGAGUACUGAUUCUGGAGCUGGUAACCGGGCGAAGGCCAGUCGAGUAUGGAGAAGACAAUGUGGUGAUAUUGAGUGAUCAUGCCAGAGUUUUGCUUGAAGAAGGGAAUGUCUUGGAUUGUGUUGAUGGAAGUAUGGGACAAUACCCUGAAGAUGAGAUCUUACCUGUUCUUAAAUUGGCUUUAGUUUGUACUUCUCAGGUGCCUUCAAUUAGACCUUCAAUGGCUGAAGUUGUCCAAAUUCUGCAGGUUAUCAAGACCCCAGUUCCUCAAAGAAUGGAAAUGUUCUAGUGAAGAAUCAUAUAUUUUUAAUUUAUUUAUUUUUACUGAUGAUGAGAAAUGGUUUAGUGAUAGUUGAAUUGUAACUUUUAAUAGCAUUUCUUAACUUUGUUGUUACAAGUUUCUUCUGCUUAUAAGUUUGCAUAACUGCGUUCUGUAUUUCACAA
Molecule: messenger RNA, 3480 nt
Organism: Humulus lupulus (European hop)
Lineage: Eukaryota; Viridiplantae; Streptophyta; Magnoliopsida; Rosales; Cannabaceae
Product: probably inactive leucine-rich repeat receptor-like protein kinase At3g28040
Exons: 2
Coding region: 257-3325 (1022 amino acids)
Biological process (GO): protein phosphorylation
Molecular function (GO): protein kinase activity; ATP binding; protein binding
Source: RefSeq, a predicted model, not a curated record